AUGCUAUUAUCAUCAGUGGCGACCUUGCUCGUCCCUCUCCUUAGCUGGCUCAAUGGCAACCAGCCGCCGACCAACAUUCAUGGCAGUGUACAACCCCUGAACGAGCCCAGCACAAACUUGCAAUUCGAACUGCGACAUCUUCAUGCGGUAUCUCCAGAUGCGCGGGUUGUAUUCGCAGAUGCGCCUCCUCCUGCUCUUCAGACGCUCUCGGACCCAUCAGGGAGCACUAAGGCGUCAUACUCUGUCCGCUCAAAGAGGGCGAAGACGUAUCGCCCUUCUUCGUUUGUGGCACACACUCAGGCCCGGUUGCGAUCACUGUAUUUUGGAGAGAACGAACCGCUGGACUGGGACGAUGAAGAGAUAUUGCACCCAGAUGUAGAGAGUAGGGAAACGCUCCUCGAACUGGCCAAGAUGACGAACAACGCGUAUCUCGAGCCCAGCGACGCUGGUUGGUACGAUCUGGAUGAAAAGUGGAAUGUAUCCUUACCUUUUGGCUGGGAACCUGACGCCGAUGGUUUUCGUGGGCAUGUCUUCGCAACACCUGAUAACUCCACCGUCGUUAUUUCAAUUAAGGGAACUUCGGCUGGCUUGUUUGGCAGUGGAGGCCCAACGCAAAAGAAGGACAAAUUAAACGACAACCUUCUUUUUAGUUGCUGUUGUGCAAGGAUAGACUGGACGUGGAGUACAGUUUGUGGCUGCUAUCGUAAUGGCUGGAAGUGUGACCAAAAUUGUUUGGAGGAUGCUCUCAUCUCUGAAAGUCUAUUCUACCCCAUUGGAACGAAUCUCUAUAAUAACGUUUCGUAUGUAUUCCCGAACGCAAAUAUUUGGGUGAUUGGACACUCUUUAGGAGGAGCCUUAUCUAGUCUUAUCGGAAUUACUUUCGGGCUUCCGGUUGUAGCUUUCGAAGCUCCUGGAGAAAGACUGGCCGCCACGCGACUUCACUUGCCGUCUCCGGCGGAUACGCUAUGGAAACAGCGUAAGCGUUAUCUCAGUCAUAACAGUAAAACAUCUAAUGCACUCUCUGUUAGUUGUCAUGUUGGGAAAUCAAUUGUAUACGAUACUGUGUCUAACUCAUCAUGGUCCGUUGAUGUACGGACCCAUGGUAUUGUUACUGUGAUAGAUAAGGUCUUAUCGGAUCCCUGGCCACCAAGUGUAGAAAUCGGAAGAGAGGUUCCCGAAGCUGCUGCGGAGGUAGACUGUGUGGUAUGUUUCUUUCCAUAUCAUCAUCACGAAGAAUGA
Molecule: messenger RNA, 1239 nt
Organism: Psilocybe cubensis
Lineage: Eukaryota; Fungi; Basidiomycota; Agaricomycetes; Agaricales; Agrocybaceae
Exons: 5
Coding region: 1-1239 (412 amino acids)
Biological process (GO): neutral lipid catabolic process; macroautophagy; multivesicular body membrane disassembly
Molecular function (GO): glycerophospholipase activity
Source: RefSeq, a predicted model, not a curated record